Molecule: messenger RNA, 1697 nt
Organism: Vombatus ursinus (common wombat)
Lineage: Eukaryota; Metazoa; Chordata; Mammalia; Diprotodontia; Vombatidae
Gene: PEX16
Product: peroxisomal biogenesis factor 16
Exons: 11
Coding region: 110-1120 (336 amino acids)
Biological process (GO): peroxisome organization
Cellular component (GO): peroxisomal membrane
Source: RefSeq, a predicted model, not a curated record
UCAGGGUCGGAAGCAGGAAGUAGACUGCGGGGUGUAGGACGCGGCGGCUGCUGGUCCCUGCUGCUGGUCCCUGCUCCCAGUCCCGGUCUCACUGCAGUCCCGAGGCGCGAUGGAGAAGCUGCGGCUCCUGGGCCUGCGCUACCAGGAGUACGUGGCCCGCCACCCGGCCGCCACGGCCCAGCUGGAGACGGCGGUGCGGGGCCUCAGUUACCUGCUGGCAGGGCGAUUCGCUGAUUCCCACGAGCUGUCAGAACUGGUGUACUCUGCCUCCAACCUGCUGGUGCUCCUGAAUGACGGCAUCCUGCGGAAGGAGCUCCGGCAGAGCCUGCCCGGGUCACUGUCCCAGCAGAAGUUGCUGACGUGGCUGAGUGUGCUCGAGUGCGUGGAAGUGUUCAUGGAGAUGGGGGCUGCCAAGGUGUGGGGGGAGAUGGGCCGUUGGCUUGUCAUCGUCCUCAUCCAGUUGGCUAAGGCUGUGCUGCGUGUCCUGCUGCUGCUCUGGUACAAGGCUGGCCUCCAGACCUCACCCCCCAUCGUGCCACUCGAUCGGGAAAUGCAGCUUCACCCCCAAGGUGGUGAGCACAGUGUGGGCAGCCAGGACCGGCCAUAUGUGGGAAAGCGGUCCAGCCGGGUGGUGCGAUCCCUGCAGAGCACACCAUCCUUGCACUCAAGGCACUGGGGAGCCCCCCAGCAGCAGGACGGGCGGACACACCACCGAGGGGAGGAGCUGGAAGCUGGCCCCACCCCCUUGGGGCUACAGGAGACCAUUGCUGAGUCAGUGUACAUAGCCCGACCCUUGCUGCACUUACUGAGUUUGGGCCUGUGGGGUCAGCGGUCAUGGAAGCCUUGGCUGCUCUCUGCUAUCUUGGACGUGACUAGCCUAAGUCUGCUGAGUGACAAAAAAGGGCUGACUCGGCGGGAGCGCCUGGAGCUCCGGCGACGGACCGCCCUGCUGCUUUACUACCUGCUGCGCUCCCCCUUCUAUGACCGCUUCUCAGAGGACAGAAUCCUCUUCCUGCUGCGGCUGCUGGCUGAUUACAUUCCUGGUGUUGGUUUGAUUACCCGGCCACUGAUGGACUACUUGCCUGCUUGGCAGAAAAUUUAUUUCUACAAUUGGGGCUGACAGGCGAUCCAGGGCUGAGGAAGAGGACUGCUGAGAGGGUGGGGGAUGCGGGGGGCAUGAUCUGCUGCAGGAUCAGGCAGCACAUCCCUUCAGCCCCUCAGCUCCUCUGUCCUCUAAUAAAACUGGCCCCUAGUGAUGCUCCUAAGUGUGUCCCCUCUGUGCCCCCACAGCGAGGGGAGCCCAGCCGGCCCUUGGGAGCUGGAGCCGCCUCAAAAUGAACGACCACCUGUUCUACACAGCACAAGCCCUGGGCCCGAGCAGUCACUGCUGCAGACUGGGCCUGCCCUGUACUACGGUGCCACCUCUUUUCAUGAAGCUCUAUCAUGUGCAAUCAGCUUUGUUAAAAAGCAAGAAACUUCUAAUCCCUGGAAAGUAGGACUGGCCACCUUCCAGCCUCAGGACCACCUACCUUUGGUCAGGGCUUCCUGUCGAAGGUAAAUAGGGAGGACCUUGACAGAGCUGGGAUAUGGUCAGAAAGAGUCCUUCAGACUCCAGGGUCUCCCCCAUCCAAGUCUUUAAUCUUUCCUCCCCUCCUCCCCAACUCAAAAGUAAGAAAAGGCUUCACUUUCCCAAUGAA